This is a messenger RNA of Triticum urartu, 1517 nucleotides long. RefSeq lists its product as uncharacterized. The record is from RefSeq and is a predicted model, not a curated record. Gene Ontology annotation, molecular function: protein dimerization activity. NCBI's taxonomy places the organism in Eukaryota, Viridiplantae, Streptophyta, Magnoliopsida, Poales, Poaceae.
CUCCGCAAGGCGCCAGUCCGCCUCCGAGAUUCGGCCUCCGGCCUCUAGUGCCCCCUGGUGUUCGUCUCCUCCAGCUCCAACUCCAAGCCUCCAACCUUCAAGAUGAAGAAGAAGGAUGUUAGCUUGUUGAAUUGUGGGACAAAUCUUCAAAGGCAAGGAAAAUAAGUUCUACAUCCAUGCCAACUGCUCUUCCCGUUGAGGUUGAGAGCAACCUACAGCUAGCACUAGUGCAUACACAUGACGAAGCUCCGCAGCCGAAGAAGGAGAGAGGCUCCCCGUCCCCAAUUGUAGAAGAUGAUGAAGUGGUUCAUGAAGAUGAUGAACCAAGUCCCCAUUUCAAAGCAGAUUUGGCAGCUCUGGAACAUGACCCUGGCAAGCGAAUUCCCGUAUCUUCAUAUCAUGUCAAUGACUGGGAUGUAGUUAGAAGGAGAUACAUUAACUUGGGAGCUUUUCAACCAAAGGGUCAGAAAUUUGAGAUCACAGAUUUUAGUGGACAUCUCCGUCGCUUUUGUCCUUCUUGGUUUAAGGAUCACAAGUGGCUUGAGUAUAGUGUGGACAAAGAGGCCGCUUUUUGCUUUGUUUGCUAUUUGUUCAAGGAUAAAACAAAAAGCCCCGGUGGAGAUUCAUUUGUUAAGGGUGGGUUUAGAAACUGGAAUAUGAAAGCAAGAUUGACAAGGCAUGUUGGUGAUGUAAGUAGUGCUCACGCUGAAGCUCAAGAGAAGUAUGAUAUGUUCACUACACCACAAACAUCAAUUUGGGAGUCUAUUGCUUCAAACACCUCACAAUACAAGGUUUUGUAUAAACAACAUUUGACAUGGACACUCAAGUGUGUGAGAUUUUUGUUGCGCCAAGGCUUGGCAUUUAGAGGACAUGAUGAAAGUGAAGACUCGCUAAAUAAAGGAAAUUUCCUUGAGCUUCUAAAUUGGCUAGUAGGAAAUUUUGAAGAGGUUGAUAGGGUUGUUCUCGAGAAUGCUCCACAGAACUGCAAGAUGACUCACCAUGAUGUACAACAUGAGGUGAUAAAAUGUUGUGCACAAGAGACUACUAAACUAGUCAUUGAAGAACUUGAUGGUGGUCAUUUUGCAAUACUUGCAGAUGAGUCUAGUGAUGUGUAUCAGAAUGAACAGUUGGCUGUUUGCUUGCGUUUUGUUGAUAAGAAAGGAAGGGCAGUUGUAAGAUUUCUUGGUCUUGCUCAUGUUGAAGAUACUACCUCUUUGACACUAAAAGCUGCAAUUCAGAAAAUGCUUAUGGACCAAAAUUUGACCUUUGCGAUGGUUCGUGGGCAAGGAUAUGAUGGAGCUAGUAACAUGAGAGGUAAUGUCAGUGCCUUGAAAAAACUGAUUAUGGAUGAGUCCCCUUCUGCCUACUAUGUUCAUUGUUUUGCCCUUCAACUACAGUUAACUCUUGUUGCUGUUGCUAAGGAGAGUGGUGAUUGUACUUGGUUCUUUCAGCAGCUUGCACACUUGUUAAAUGCUCUUGGCAUCUCUUUUGCAAAAAGAUUAGAAUGCUUCGGAUAG